UGAAAACUCACCAUAAAACUGAGUUUGACGCAGAACGACUGUAAGGAUUAAUUUCUAAGCACACAGCAUGGCAUGGGAAAAUGAGAACAACUAUUAUCAAAUGCAAGUUUGGAACCAGGAUCCACAAAGCGUUCAGAUUAUCCAACAGCCUGUACCACAACAACCAACAGCAAUUAUACAGCAGCUUCCAUCAGCGAUGUACCCUGCAGUGUCUCCUGUCCAACCAGGCCAUGUCAAAGAAGAUUUAGUAGAACUGAUGAUGAUUCAGAAUGCCCAAAUGCACCAGGUCAUAAUGAACAACAUGACCAUGUCUGCUCUGAAUGCCUUUGGGUAUUCACAGUCAACUCCACAGCCUCCCCCAGAGCCUCCUAGAUACCCUAUAAUUGUGGAAGAGGAGUAUCCAGAGCCUGUUUAUCACCAUCACUAUGAGCCCUUUCCUUCUUACGCCUCCUGGGCUCAGGUGCCACAGCAACCACAGAAUUACCAGGAUGCUAGUAUGCAGCAUGUGGAUCCUGUAACUUCUCCUAACAAAGACAUGAGAGCAGUUCCACCUCCACCUCCCCCGAGUGCUACUGGUACAGUAGGAGCUGACAUACCGCCGGCUGCAGAAUAUUAUGAUGCAACAGAAGACAGGAUAUGAUCCUGUGAUCCUGGGUGGACAACACCAGCCGAUACAGGCCCGUUGUUGAAGUGAAUUGUUAAGAUUACCACACUUGUAGCGCACAUGCUAGAAAUGGUUGUCACAUUUGGAACAAAGUUUAUAGGCCACGAUUUUUUACUAAAACCAGAUCUUUUUAUUUCUUUAUAUCAGUGGAGCCCAGAUCUGGUCCUCAUAUACUGCUGUUCAGCAGGUUUCAGAGGUCCUUCUAAAUCUCCAGCUACUUAUGAACACAGAAAAGCUUUAAUUGGUCCAAUUCAGCAAAAUAAUAAGUUCAAUCUGGUAAUUAAGGUUUGGAAGGAAAACCAGAAAUCUUCUUGGCCCUUCAAGACCAGAGCUGUGUAAUUCUGUUUUAUAUCAACUUUUCCACUUUAAUGUAACAAUUCCACUUCAGGUUUCUUGUGACCAAGUCAGGCAUGGCUCAGGUCUCAGUUUCUGGCAGAUCAAAUCGAGAAAUUGAAUUCUACAGUCAUGAUUUUAGUUCUAUGAACUGCCUACAGUCUUCUUCUAUGAAUUACUGUUUGGUAAGGGAUCUCAAGGUGUGAACUUUCACAACACACCUUCACAGAUGAUCCCCUUGCAGAUCUAUAUACAGUAUAUUAAAGUAUAUACUGUACAUACAGUAUGUAAUGUGCAUAGAUAUGUGUGAUUUUCAUAGAUAUAGUUUCUGAAGGAUUUAAAUUUUUAACUCUAGAUAUAAGUUACAAGCACCACACAAAGAGCAUUAAUGUACUUUAAAUGAAGUGCAUACAGAUUCAAGACU
This is a messenger RNA of Lepisosteus oculatus (spotted gar), 1421 nucleotides long. Its product is annotated as proline-rich protein 29. The record is from RefSeq and is a predicted model, not a curated record. Lineage: Eukaryota; Metazoa; Chordata; Actinopteri; Semionotiformes; Lepisosteidae.